This is a messenger RNA of Maylandia zebra (zebra mbuna), 4189 nucleotides long. RefSeq names its product protein kinase C, gamma (gene prkcg). Gene Ontology annotation, biological process: protein phosphorylation. Gene Ontology annotation, molecular function: ATP binding; diacylglycerol-dependent serine/threonine kinase activity; zinc ion binding. Lineage: Eukaryota; Metazoa; Chordata; Actinopteri; Cichliformes; Cichlidae. The record is from RefSeq and is a predicted model, not a curated record.
UCUCUUUCUCUCGUCCUCCUCCUAGUAAAAACCGAAUCAAUCUUGGAAAGAGAAUACCACCUCUCUAUCUCGUCCUCCUCCUCACCCUGCCUCUGGGUUAACGGAUAUAUAUCACUUCACUUCUCUAUAUUUGGUUCCUAGAAAGCUUGAGUCUCUCAAAACGCUUGUUGCUUACCCAUUUUUCAUUUUUACAUUUUUCUUUUCAUUUUUUUCUUUUUUUGGGGCUGUUUUUCCCCUGCUAGCCACUGCUUUUUCUUCCCCCUGUUCUCUUUUUCCUGAGGUGACCAGCUACAGGUGUGACACCUUAGCCUUUCAUUUGAAGUGAGCCAGACAGAGAGGAGGAGGAGAACACGAGGAGAAAGACAUCUUCAGCUCAAAACUUUCCUCCAAAAUUGUCCCAAAUUCAGGUCUUCUGCUCAAAGCAAAGCCUUCGUUACUAACACUCAUCAUCCAAUCCCCCUUACCUUUUCAUCUUUUUACCGCAUCCUCCAGGCAUCAUGUCUACCCCAGUCUCCCCGUCCCCCUCGCUCUCCCCACUGACACUGGCCUCCCCUACAUCUGCAACCUCCCCCAGUGCCUCCCCUCUGCCCUCGCCUCUCUCCCCUCCACCCAGGGUGCCCGUGUUUCAGAGGAAGGGAGCGCUCAAACACAAAAGGAUUGUCGAAGUGAAAGACCACCAGUUUACAGCACGCUUCUUCAAACAGCCCACCUUCUGCAGUCAUUGCACCGACUUCAUAUGGGGCAUUGGGAAACAGGGAUUCCAAUGUCAAGUUUGCAGUUUUGUGGUCCACAAAAGAUGUCACGAGUUUGUGACCUUCACGUGCCCCGGCUCUGUGACCGCCCCCAGACCAGAUGACCUGAAGAGUCGACACACAUUUAAGAUCCACACGUACUCCAGCCCUACAUUUUGUGACCACUGUGGCUCGUUGCUGUAUGGCCUCAUACACCAGGGCAUGAAAUGUACCAGCUGUGACAUGAACGUCCAUCGGCGAUGCGAGACCAGCGUCCCCAGUCUGUGUGGCCAGGAUCACACAGAGAAGAGAGGGAGAAUCCAUCUGACCAUCAGAGGAGAAAAGGAGGACGUCUUUGUCACAGUGCGGGAGGCUCGUAACUUGAUGCCCAUGGACCCAAAUGGCUUGUCAGACCCGUAUGUUAAACUGAAAUUGAUUCCAGACCCAAAGAGCCACAGCAAACAGAAGACUAAGACCAUCCGCUCAACACUCAAUCCCGUCUGGAAUGAGAGCUUCACCUUCUCCGUGCGUGGUCACCAGUGGGACAGGCGUCUGUCUGUGGAGAUAUGGGACUGGGACCGGACGUCUAGGAACGAUUUCAUGGGAGCGCUGUCGUUUGGCGUGAGUGAGAUCUUCAGGCGUCCAAUCAGUGGUUGGUUCAAACUGCUGGCCCAAGAUGAGGGAGAGUACUACAACAUUCCUGUGCCAGACCCGGACCUGCAGGAGCCUCAGCCAGAUGCUACUACACCUUCUUUGCCUCAAGCGAUGCCUUCCCCGCUGUCUGAACCAUUUCCCGUGGCCCUGUCCCCGACCCUCAUUCCCUCCUGUCCCCCUGUCCACACUCCGGGCCCUGGCAAAGUUAAAAUGGGCAUCCACGAUUUCAACUUCCUCAUGGUUCUUGGAAAAGGCAGCUUUGGCAAGGUGCUGCUGGCAGAGGAGCGAGGCAGCGAGCGUCUGUUUGCCAUAAAAGUGCUGAAGAAAGACGUUCUCUUCCAGGACGAGGACACGGAGAGCGCUCUAGUAGAGAGGAGGGUUCUGGCGCUCCUUUCUCGUCCUCACUUCCUCACGUCCCUCUACUGCGCCUUCCAGACUGAGGACCGACUGUAUUACGUGAUGGAAUAUGUCAACGGAGGAGACCUGAUGUUUCACAUUCAGAUAGUUGGGAAGUUCAAAGAGCCUCACGCAGCGUUUUAUGCGGCAGAGAUAGCGGUCGGCCUCUUCUUCCUCCACAGCAAAGGCAUCAUCUACAGGGAUCUAAAGCUGGAUAAUGUGCUGCUCGACAGCGAGGGCCACAUAAAGAUAGCAGACUUUGGGAUGUGCAGGGAGGGCAUGUUCGAGGGCGACACCACACGUACCUUCUGCGGCACUCCUGACUACAUCGCCCCUGAGAUUGUGGCCUAUCAGCCCUAUAAUAAAGCAGUGGACUGGUGGUCUUAUGGAGUGCUGCUGUAUGAAAUGCUGGCAGGACAGCCGCCAUUUGAUGGCAUUGACGAGGAGGAGCUGUUUCAGUCCAUCAUGGAGCAGAGUGUCUCAUACCCAAAAAGUCUCUCUUGGGAGGCUGUAGCUAUCUGCAAGGGACUCCUGACAAAGCACCCGGCCAAGCGCCUGGGUGAAGGAGAAGAUGCAGAGAGGGAGAUCAGAGAGCAUCCGUUCUUCCGCUGGAUUGACUGGGACCGUCUGGAGAGACUGGAAAUCCCGCCACCUUUCAAACCCAGAACUGGUGGGAAAAAAGGUGAGAACUUUGACAAGUUCUUCACAGCUGCUCAAACGGCGCUCACCCCCUCGGACCCGGAUAUACUCGCAGCCAUGAACCAGGAAGACUUCGAAGGCUUCUCCUUCAUCAACCCAGACUUUGCUCCGUCACCGCUCACCGCUGUUUGAAAACGGCUCCCAAAUCUGCUCCAGCCGCCGUUCCAAGUCUAGCCAGAUGAUCCUGUUAUCCUUCCGAUUGUAGUUUUAUAGCAGAGAAUUUGAACGUGAGAGCUAGCAGCGAGUAUUACACCUCUCAUAACCAAAUUCAGACGUUUACAUGAAAAUGCCAAGACACCUCGAUUUUCGGGCACUCUCUUUGAUGCAUGUCUAUUAACUCACUCAUCACACAAUGUGUAUCAACACUGCAAACAUAGUCAGUACUAUGGACUGCCAUCUUAGACUUUUUUUAUAAGACUUAACUUGAUCUAAAGGUACUGUAGUAUGAACGUGAGAAAAAUAAUCUCUAUGCAUGCAGAUAGUUUUUAUAGCACUAGACUAUCCAAGGCAGAUACUUUACUUUCCUUUCCUUUAAGUAAAGUAGUCAUAUGUUGUGCACACGUGCAAUUUACCAGUUAUAUUUCACCAGUCAGGGUUUCAUUCAUGCAGCUACAAUGACCACACAGUAUGUAAAAGCAGGACAUCUCACCAUUUUGAUGCCAAUUCCACCUUAGCACUUUGUAUUGUCCAUUGCAAGUACUCAGCAUCAACAGCACUUAAAUGUUUCUUUCUGACUACCUACAGUAUCUCACUCUGGGGUUUUUUGUGCUCUCUAUUUUGGAUAAAUGACAUGUUGACUAUGAAGCAAAUUGAGCGGGGAGCCAUUUUUAGAUAUUUGUGUAUUUUAUAAGAGAGGCGUCCUGUGGAAGCGCUUAGUCAGACUCCUCUGACCUGGCUCGACCUCAAGGUUUAACGACUUCAGAUGACCCACUGAGAUGUUUAAACAAUGCAGUUAUCACAAUGUGACAGUUAGGGUGGACCACAGCUCUGCUCCACCCACCCAGGCUCACACUGUGUGGUGUGUAAUGUCACUGGAAGGGAGUCCUCAUUUGACAUUCACAGUUUAUCUGCAUUAUUAUUAUUUUUUUAUUCUUGAGCACGCUAUGGAAUAUGGCCUAUCUGCAUUGCAACUACAAAUAUCCUAUUACUCCAAGUAAACAUUACAGUUUUAUCAAUAAAAGCCUCUUUUUAAUGUCUUUCCCAGACGAGAGGCUUGUUAGCUUGCACAGGUACAUAUACUUAUGAUUUUAAUGGUGUAUGCCGUAAAGCUUUUUGCUGUGUAAUGAUGUGCUCACAGUAUUGAUUAGGAGUAAUUAAAAGUGAGGCUCACUGGGACUGUUCAAUACGUGGAAAAAUAACAGCAGUGCUGUCAUUAAGCCCUAUCUGAGCAGAGCAGGUGGCUGCAAACUUGCUGUGCAAAAAUCUCAUCCCCGUGCUCUUAUCUAAUGAACCAGCUGGUCAUUUUACACAUAAAUAUGCUUUAUUUCUUUGAUUCUUUUUUUCAUGUACAGUUUUGCUUUACAUCUGUUUGCCUGUUAUUUUAGAUCCGAUUGAGCCAAAGUCAGAUGUCAGUGCACACAAUCCCUCAGUACGAUAAUUACAAUAGAUGAUGAUCAAUAGUGCAAUAGAUCAUUGAUAGAUCAUGUAUCUGAUAGGUUUUGUUUUUAUGUGCUGGAAAAAGAAAAUAAAGUUGAUGGGAAAAAAUGAUG